Messenger RNA from Oncorhynchus mykiss (rainbow trout), 1820 nucleotides. RefSeq lists its product as uncharacterized. Lineage: Eukaryota; Metazoa; Chordata; Actinopteri; Salmoniformes; Salmonidae. The record is from RefSeq and is a predicted model, not a curated record.
UCCCAUACAAGGGAGCAGAAAGGUAGCAGAAAGGCUCGGUGAGAGCUAUACCCCCGCCCCCCCCCCAAACCAAUCAACUCAGAGAGCCACUGGCUCCUUCAGGAUCUCCGGAGGGCAGAGCUUCACUUGAACAACAGGAGACAGACAAAGCUGAAAAUGGCACGGGCAGGAAGACCGUUUUCCCUGAUCUACACUGGAAUUCUCCUCGUGUUAUCACCAGAGUUUCUGGGGGCCGGCCCGGUGAGGCAGAAUGUGGAGGAGGAGGCAUCUUCAGUAUCCAGGGAUGUCCGCAGCAAGAGGAGUCUUCCUGUUCACAUGCCCGUCCUCCAGCGGCUCCCUGACUUCUGGGGAUGGUACAGAUUCUUCAUGGAUACUGGCAACCAGGAAGGAAUCGAGGAUCUGGACAAGAUGUACAUGAUCUACCUGCAGAACAAGCACCGCUCCGAGGAGGGUCCCACCUUCAACCACUACCUCACCCACCUCAGUGCUAUCUACAAGACCUGCGCCGAAUCCGACGACCCAGAGUGCAUCGCCGAGUCCACCAGCAAGCCCAAGGCCAAGGUGUUGAUGCCCUCGCCCAUCAAGACCGCCACAGUCGGAAUGUGCAACCCUUAUAUCGACCCCUACUGCCUCUUCCCCAUGGCCCCUAAGAUGGCUGCCCCAAAGCCUCCUCUGACUCCAGCCCCGGCUCCGGUCAAAGCUGCCCCAGUGCCUGUCCUGAACCCCUUCCUGCCGUACCCUCUGAAGACCCCCACAGGGUUCUACGCCCCAGUCCUGGAGCCCUUCCUCACCGCUGAGCAGAAGACAGAGCUGCUGCGUAUCUGUAACCCUGACGACACAGAAUGUCUGCAGUACCACCUGCGCGCCGCCUACGGCUACAGGCCCGCUACUGGACCCGCCCCGUCCUAUGCUGCCCUGGGCUGCAAUCCCACCAAGGACCCCUACUGCCGGCCUCAGCUGGUGGAGAAGGGCCCCUCCGGCUUCUUCCACCUGUACCCCACCUGCGACCCGGCCACCGACCCCCUGUGCAUGGCUAGCGUAGCGACCCCUCCUCCCACUUCCCUGGAGACCCCCAAGGAGCAGCACUGCAACCCCCUCUUCGACAAGGGCUGCAACCCCCUCACCGCCACCAAGCUGGCGGGCCUCACCAAGCCCGUCCUGGAGUACACGCCAAAAGACGUACCGGCACCAGCCCCCGCCCCUUUGGCGUGUGACCCGCGCUACGACCCAUACUGCCUGCUUGGUGCUGCCGCCGCCCUCUAUAAGGCCCCCCCAGCACUGCCUCAGUUCCAGAUCCGCUCCCGCCUGGGCGUCCUCGGGAAGACCAAGGAGGGCCAUGACUGCUACGUGCACUACGACAAGGACUGCACUCCUGUGAAGGCCAGCAACGAACCCAAGGCCCCCGCCGUACCCCAGUGCCACCCCUACGAUUUCACCUGCAACGGCAUGUCCGCCCCCGUUACCCUCACCUCUGAGGCCAACAAGGCCAAGAGCGGUGUGAUCUUGCCCGAUCCCGACUGCGACCCUGAAUACGACUACAACUGCCGCCUUCGUCGCGCCGAGGACUCCCCCGCUGCGAUGGAAUCCAAGACCAAGGAGCCCAAGGAGGAGCAGGUGCAGCAGAAGGCAGGGCCCGGGUACGCUGUCCCACAGUUCGAAGACUUCCUGAGGAGUUACAUGGCCAUGGGUCAGUACAGGAAGAAGUACAUUUAAAAAAACACACGUCACACAAAUGUCAACUAGACGCUAGAACGCUAGAACUGGAAGAAAGUGAGACAAGUUCAUGUUUUACACACACACACACACACACUCACUCACUC